GCCCCGCUGAGAGGGAGCAGGUUUUCUCUUCCCUUCCCUGGUCACCUGGAGUCCGGCACCCCCUGCCCACCCCCGCCAGUGCCUUUCUCCCCUGCCCAUGGGGACACUUGUGGCCAAACUGCUCCUGCCCACCCUCAGCAGCCUGGCCUUCCUGCCCACGGUCAGCAUCGCUGCCAAGAGGCGGUUUCACAUGGAGGCUAUGGUCUACCUCUUCACCAUGUUCUUCGUGGCGCUCCACCACGCCUGCAGCGGCCCGGGCCUGUCCGUGCUCUGCUUCCUGCGGCGGGACAUCCUGGAAUACUUCAGUAUCUACGGCACAGCGCUGAGCAUGUGGGUGUCUCUCAUGGCACUGGCUGACUUCGAUGAGCCCAAGAGGUCGACGUUCGUGAUGUUUGGUGUCCUGACCAUCGCGGUGCGCAUCUACCACGACCGCGUGGGCUACGGCGUGUACUCGGGCCCCAUAGGCACCGCCGUCCUCAUCAUCGCGGCAAAGUGGCUGCAGAAGAUGAAGGAGAAGAAGGGUCUGUACCCAGACAAGAGUGUCUACACCCAGCAGAUAGGCCCUGGCCUCUGCUUUGGGGCCCUGGCCCUGAUGCUGCGCUUCUUUUUCGAGGAAUGGGAUUACACCUACGUCCACAGCUUCUACCACUGCGCCCUGGCCAUGUCCUUCGUCCUGCUGCUGCCCAAGAUCAACAAGAAGGCUGGAAGCACCGGGACCGCCGCCAAGCUGGACUGCUCCACACUCUGCUGUGCUUGUGUCUAACGCUGCCCCCACCCCG
Trichechus manatus latirostris (Florida manatee) is the source of this 779-nucleotide messenger RNA. It is a transcript of the gene MYMK, whose product is annotated as myomaker, myoblast fusion factor. The record is from RefSeq and is a predicted model, not a curated record. Lineage: Eukaryota; Metazoa; Chordata; Mammalia; Sirenia; Trichechidae. Gene Ontology annotation, cellular component: membrane. The transcript has 5 exons. Bases 98 to 763 code for a protein of 221 amino acids.